AUGCUGGAGCUAUAUCUGCAGUGCGGGGCUGUCCUCUUGGGCCUGGUGGAGACUUGUCCCGAGCCCUGUGACGACAGCCAGAAGUAUGGCUUCCAAAAUCGCCGACUGUGCCUACGGGACCUGGAGGCCUUGCCUCACGGUUUCCCUGCCAACGUGACCACGCUGAGUCUGUCUGCCAACCGGCUGCCAGCCUUGCCCGAAGGCGCCUUCCGGGAGGUUCCCAGGCUGCAGUCCCUGUGGCUGGCCCACAAUGAGAUCCGUACGGUGGCGGCGGGUGCCCUGGCCCCACUGAGCAACCUCAAGAGCCUGGAUCUCAGCCACAUCCUCAUCACCGACUUCGCCUGGAGCGACCUGCACAACCUCAGACGCCCUGCAGCUGUUGAGCUGGACAGCAAUGAGCUGACCUCAGUGCCCCGCGAUGCCUUCCGCAGCCUGCGUGUCCUGCGCUCUCUGCAGCUCAACCAUAAUCGCCUUCACACUCUAGUCGAGGGCACCUUGGCACCGCUCACCCGGCCCUCUCUCAACCUGCAGAUCAAUGACAAACCCUUCGACGACACCUGCGGCAUCAUGUGGUUCAAGACGUGGGCCCUGACCACCACCGUGUCCAUCCCAGAACAAGACAACAUCACUUGUGUCUCUCCUCGCCUGCUCAAAAGGCACCCGCUGAACCGCCUGCUUCCACUGCCCUGUUCUGCACCCUCGGUCCAGCUCACCUACCAGCCCAGCCAGGACGGUGCUGAGCUGCGGCCGGGCUUUGUGCUGGCCCUGCACUGUGAUGUGGAGGGGAGCCCAUUCCCCGGCCUGCACUGGCACAUUAGGACGCCCAGCAGCACCGUGGAGAUUGCCAGCCCCAAUGUGGGUGCGGAUGGGCGAGCCCUGCCCGGAUCCUGCCCGCUGGCAGCCAGCCAGCUUCAGGCUUUUGCCAAUGGCAGCCUGUUCAUCCCCGACUUUGGCAAGCAAGAAGAGGGCACCUACAGCUGCCUAGCUACCAACGAGCUGGGCAGUGCCGAGAGCUCAGUGAAUGUGGCUCUGGCCACCCCAGGUGAAGGGGGUGAGGAUGCACUGGGCCACAGGUUCCGCGGCAAAGGCACCGAGGCCAAGGGUUUGCACACAGUGGACAACGAGGUGCAGCCCUCAGGCCGAGACAACGUGGUCAUCAUCUACCUUCAGUCGCAACGGGAACCCCCUGAAGCUGCUGGGGGGGCAGCGGGAGAAGGGGGACUGGGACAGCAGCCCCCUGGGCUUCUCCUUCUGGGCCAGAGCCUCAUGCUCCCUCUUCCUCACUUCUUUCUAGCCCACCUGACCGAGGCCAGCUGGAGUAGCUGACUCCGCCCCUGGUACAAGGGACUCUGGGGGUUUCGAUUCCUGAGGUCCCUACGGGGGCUGCACAUCUUCCUACCUCCCCAUCUCAGCUCUUCUGGAUCCCUCACUUGCCCAUUUUUAGUCCAAAACUAACCAGGAAAGUUGCCUCUCCACUGGCUGCUAUGAAGCUCAUUGCUGCUAACCACAGA
Suncus etruscus (white-toothed pygmy shrew) is the source of this 1511-nucleotide messenger RNA. RefSeq names its product immunoglobulin superfamily containing leucine rich repeat (gene ISLR). Gene Ontology annotation, molecular function: protein binding. The record is from RefSeq and is a predicted model, not a curated record. NCBI's taxonomy places the organism in Eukaryota, Metazoa, Chordata, Mammalia, Eulipotyphla, Soricidae.